GUAGUCGAUAUUGCUCCGUAUGAGUAAAAUAAUGAAAGCUGAAAUACCCCGGAUAUGUGUGUUCACAUGGUACAGGCGAAUAGGAAUUAGCGAGAGGAGGAGUAAGUGUGAGCUGUAGUUGGUAAACUCAUGGUAUUUUAGUUCGUCUAUCAGAAACCAGGAAACUUUAUUUCUUCACUCUUGUAUGGACUCUUUCGCUUAUUCGUGAAUGGACUGUUGACUUCUGGUCCAAUAGGUAGCGUGUAGUGUAAUCUUCCAACAGUUGAGCAUGUUAGUUGUGUAAGUUACUUUGCUGGAGCAGUGAAGGUUUGAGCUCUCAGGAGUAACUCAGGCUCUGUCAGUAAUAUGCUCCUGCUCAGUGUAUCAUGCUCUGAGGAAUGAUGGCUGUAAGGCAAAACCGAGCCCUUAUGUUGCCUUUCGUUACACUACACCUCGCCUGGCUCUUUCCUCAUGCCUCGUUCGGAUCGCCCGUGAUGUGCUGGUGGCAUACGGUUUCAUCUGCCAGCCACAAUGUGUCUAUUGAGUGCCAAGCCGAUCCUCAGGGUUCCAUGCUGAAGUGCGACUUGUGUCACAUGCACGUGCGUCCCCUCAAACCAGCAGCGCACGUCUCACAGACAGGGUGCAGCCACACGAAUGUGAGCUUCAGAGCGCUUCUGGAUGAGCAUGAAAUGCAGACCACUAACUGCACACUUCUCUGUCCAGGACACACACCUUUGCCCUGUAAUCUAAAGAAAGGCUAUCCACCUCCCUACUGCUUAAUUCCGUUUUAUGAUGAAGGAAAUAAUAUGCAUUGCCACUGGAGAGGUUUAUUUAACCCCUUGAUCCCAACAAACUUCACCCUACACUGGAAAAUGGAGGUUAAAGAUGGGCAAAUUCACUCUAAAGACUUUGGGGAGAAUGAAAGUGGCAUUAUUGAGCGUGAUUUAUAUGAAACUCAUGAAAUCAUUAAAGUGUGGGUUACUGCAGCAAACAGAUUGGGCACCAUGAAUUCAGAAAUGCUCAUUACCAACACAAAGAGUUUCAUCCAGCCAGCCACUCCCUCCAUCAGCAAGCACAGUUCUGAACCUUUAGAGAUUACAUGGGAUGUGUCUGAUGACACAGAACAAUUUGACCAAUGCCAGUGUAAAGUCCAAUACAAGAAACUGUGUGACAAGGACUGGACAGAGGCUGAAGACACUUAUGAGGUGAGCUUCAUUUUAGAAGAUGCUGUGCCAUUCACAACAUACAAGUUUCGCGUUCGCUGUCAGCGCGUUUCUGAUGGGAAAUCAGUGAUGAGCGACUGGAGCUCAGAGUACACUGUGGAAACUCCUGCUGCAGCUCCCAUUGGAACGCUUGAUGUAUGGAGUGACUGUGAUUUUACCUCAGAUGACACCGGCUGCACUGUUCUUUGGAAGGAGAUGCCCCUGCAGCAGGCAAGAGGCAAAAUCAACAACUAUGUGGUGACUAUGAAACUGACUAACGGCUCAGUGUUGAACUUAAACGGAUCAUUUUACACGUCUGCAGAGACGUGUGUGGACUGUGGACUGGACAAUGUUGAAAAAGAGCAGUCAUACAGGGCUUCACAUGCUCAGCAGAACUAUCUGAGAUGUCUUCAGGAGCAAGAGCGAAGCUGUUUUCAUUACUUCCACCUCAGCAUUCCAGUUAAAGAAGUGAAUGUUAUUGAAGUGACCGCUAACACAACAGAGGGAAAAUCAAAUCCAGCACUUGUUGCAUUACCAAGAACUGGUCUGCUGCAACCAGUGGCAUUGGAGGUCAGAGGAAGGAGUCAGGAGCUAAAUAUAUCGUGGUCAGUGCUUCCUCAGUUCUCUGUUAGUGUACAGGAAUAUGUGGUGCAGCAUAACGCAAUAGGACUACCCAACACCCCAUGUGUGAACUGGAUGAAGGUUAAAAAAAACCAGACAUUCGUUACACUUCGAGGUCAAUUGACAAACUACACUGCUUACAACGUAUCUCUGUUUGCUGUGGUCAACAACCGCAGUUGUUUACUCAAGUCUGCCAUUGCCUACUCUGUUGAAGGAGUGCCUUCAGAAGUCACAGAUUUCCAAGCAAUACCUACCUCUCCAUAUAGUGUAAACCUGACAUGGACACCUAUUCCGCUUAAUAAAAGCCAUGGACAUAUUAUACAGUACUUUGUGGGCUUAUAUGAUAAUGAAGUACAAGGUUGUGCAACAGCUAGAGGACCACAACAAGUGCACAACGUGAGCAGCAAUAAACGCAGCUUCCAGAUCUCUAAUUUAAAUCCUGGUCAGCAGUAUGCAGUGUGGAUCAGCACUAAGACUAGUGCUGGAGAGGGAAAGAGGACAACUGCCUGUUUCACCACACCUUCUGGUAACUUGACCAACCUAAUGUUCCUCAUAAUUAUUGUGCUUGUUGUUAUGACUGUGGUCAUAAGCACUUUAAUUUGUAUAGUCUGGAGGUGUUUAAGGACCAAAGUAACCGAAUGGUUCUACAAAAUUCCGGACCCCAUCAACAGCAGUUCAUUUAAACAGAUGAGCAAUCAAGUCAAAUUCUGGCACUCAUUGCCUGUACGUUCAGCCUCCAUGGAGUGUGGGUUAGCCAUCUCUCAAGUUGAGAUAGUUCUUAAACCAAAAGUUGAUCCUGAACCUGAGGAGGAGCAGGAACUUGAGGAGGAGCAGGAACUUGAGGAGGAGCACAGAGAACAAGGACAGGGCAGAGAAAAGGAAUUGCAAAGAUAUGAUGGGGUGGAGCAGAACAAUCUCAUGCCAAGUCAUCAGAAAGAAUACAGUCAAAUGAUUGACAGCAGUGAUGAGGAUGACGGAGAAGACUGGUACGAGCAGCCGUUUCCUUCUGACUACGAGAAACAUUUUUUACCCUGCAUUGUAGAAGCAUGAGAUUCUUCUUUUGUGUCUGGAACAGAGAGAAUUCUGGCCUGUCAUAGCUUUACUGUUGUAUGUUUAAAAAUGUGGGUUUUCUUGAACAAUACUGCAAUGCAAAAUGUUCUGCCACAAGAAUCAGGACAAUCAGCCAUAAUCUUGACGGCAGUUUAAACAGGCAUAAUGUGCCAUUCAGGGAAUAGAGGUGUGGACACAAGAAGAAGGUGUGUGUAGACAUAUGCCAGUUUUGCAUUUGUGUAGAUUUCAAUGUGGUAUUUUAUCAGAUACAACAUCUCAUGUAUACCAUAAUUUCCGGACUAUUAAGCACACCCAAAUAUAAGCACAGAAUUUUACAAAGAUUUUUAUUUUGAACAUAAAUAAACCGCACCUGUCUAUAAUUACAUUAUAUGUCUAAUGCCUACAUUAAAACUGAUGAACUUUACACAGGCUUUAACGAAAGACAGGGUCUGUUACACGGCUUGUAUCUAAACAGUAGCCUACCAAGAAAGUCAUUGUUCACCGUCUUCCUCCUUCCUUUCACAACUAUUUUUUUUU
Silurus meridionalis is the source of this 3389-nucleotide messenger RNA. It is a transcript of the gene il12rb2l, whose product is annotated as interleukin 12 receptor, beta 2a, like. Gene Ontology annotation, molecular function: protein binding. Lineage: Eukaryota; Metazoa; Chordata; Actinopteri; Siluriformes; Siluridae. Bases 378 to 2852 code for a protein of 824 amino acids. The record is from RefSeq and is a predicted model, not a curated record. The transcript is spliced from 15 exons.